AUGUUACAUCCACAAACAAUUCAAUUACAACAACAACAUCAUCCUCAAUCCCCAAAUUCUCAAUCUCCCUUGUCACAUCAAAUACAAUCUUUACCACCACCAUCAUCUCCUCGUUCACAACAACAACCACCUCAAUCUCCUUUGUCACAUCAAUUACAAUCUUUACCACCAUUAUCUCCUCGUUCACAACCACCAUCACAACCACCUCAAACCCAACCUCCUAUUACUACUAAUCCAAGUGGACUUCCUUCCCCUCGUCUUAAUUUAAUUAAUUUAAAUAAGACACCGGGAGUAAGAACUACUUUAAUGCCUCAUUUAAUUCAAAAUGUUAAUACAAAUUUACCAGAAACUCCAGUAUCUUUGUCAUUACCUGAAUCCGAUGAUGGUGAUAAACAACUUUUAUCAAAACGUAAAAUUCAACAAUUGGUGGAUCAAAUCGAUCCAAAAGAAAGAUUAGAACCGGAAGUGGAAGAAGUAACAGAUGAAUUUAUCUCUUCGGUUAGUUCAUUCGCAUGUCUUUUGGCUAAACAUAGAAAAUCUGAUACUUUGGAAGUGAAAGAUCUUCAACUUCAUUUAGAACGUAAUUGGAAUAUUCGUAUUCCUGGAUUUGCUUCAGAUGAAAUUCGUUCAGUGAAAAAGGCAGUUGUUUCUAGUUCUCAUCAACAAAAACUUUUGGCAGUGAAUUCAGCAAAAGCCAAUAAAGUGGCAACGACAGUAACUUCUACUUCACAAUCAUCUUUAGGAAAUUGA
Messenger RNA from Diversispora eburnea, 750 nucleotides. Lineage: Eukaryota; Fungi; Glomeromycota; Glomeromycetes; Diversisporales; Diversisporaceae. The record is from the annotation of a GenBank genome assembly.